Styela clava is the source of this 3882-nucleotide messenger RNA. RefSeq lists its product as uncharacterized. The record is from RefSeq and is a predicted model, not a curated record. NCBI's taxonomy places the organism in Eukaryota, Metazoa, Chordata, Ascidiacea, Stolidobranchia, Styelidae. Gene Ontology annotation, molecular function: protein binding. Gene Ontology annotation, cellular component: plasma membrane.
AAUUUUGGCGGACCACCUUAUGUAAUACGUUAUACGUGUUAGUAAAUAUGUUGACAAUAUACUCAAAAAACGAAGGUGGUGAUAUUUGUAUUUGUUUGUUGGCCAUCAAACGUUCCUAAUUUGGAGAUAUGGUAGACAGUGAUACACUUAACGUGUUUCUUACAUCCAGCCAACUUCGAUAUUUUGUUUCUGCAUUUGUUAAUAUUGAAAAACCCGGCCUCACAUUGAUAGAUUUACGAUCGCGAAGGGGAACAAUAAAGCUUCUGUUGCCAUGUCUGGGUAUUAUAUGAUGUUUGUUUAGCAAUACCUAAUUUUAUUACCCGAUGUAAUAACUUUAUGAUUAUCAUAAAGUAGAGAUUUAGCACUGACUAAGUACAACACACUGAAAUAGACAAAUAGUUCAUAUCACUGCUUUGUUUACAUUGGGUCAAGUUUAGUUUAUUUAAUUUCGUAAAAUAUCGCUCGGGCCACAUGUGGACAGAGGGCGGUGGGUUGGACGACCCUGUUAUAGAUGAAAAAUCCAGACUUCUACGGUUAGAUAUACUAAUAAUAACAGGAUAUUGCUAUAGGAUGUAUUACAGAUCGUGUGAUCGCUUGUCCUCAACUUGUGCUGCACGAAAAUUGUGAUUACACUAAGUAAUAAUAGGUAUAAUACUGAGGAACGAGUAGUACGGUAGCGUGCUAGUUUUUCCUCAAGGAGCGUACGCUGAUUGUCCAACAACAAUAGCUGAGUGGAAUCGACUAAUAAGAAACUUCUCGAAAAACAAAAACGUGAUUCUGAGCUCUCAUUGCCUUUGGUGGAUAGUUUAAAAAGAGGAAAUUGAAAUCAGGGUUGUAUACUAUCACGUUUUGUGGCGUUUACUUAUCUGUGGAAUCGGUAUAAUUCAGUCAGACAGAAUGCUUGGCGAGGGAAAUGAAUAUUAUAGAUAGUGCUAUAUUACCUGCAUUCUAUAGUAUUUAAGUUUAGUUUCCAACGAUGUACUUCGGCUUUAUAAUUCUUAAACAGAAUCUAACAUCAGGGAUAGCGAACAUUCUUUACUGAAUAGGCCGUGCAUUAUAUUUUUAUAAUGAAACAGAAGAAUAUAGGUCAUAGAUUUAAUAAAUGAGAUACUGGUAUCAGAACUGGUAUUCGACUUUAACCAAUUAAUUCACAUUGUAGUUGAAAACCGCAAAGCCUUAACAUCGGCUUAAUUAUAUUUUAUUUCAAUGUGCCAUAUACGGAGGGGGACUUUCGAAUGGCGGUUGGCACAAUACACCGAUAUCCUUUUCCUAUGUAAUAAACGUUGAGACAGUGUUGUUGCUGGUAGCUUGAUAACACCGGUAUACCGCAACAACUACUAUUAUAGUAUAUAUAUAUAUAACUUAAUUUUAGAUUGAAUUGAAGUCAGCCGUAUCACAAUUUUUCACUCAACGAAAUGUUAUCGCCUUUUUCGCAACAAUUCGUGCGUAACUUGAAGGUUCGCCGAAAAUAUAUAACCCCUCUGUCCAGGGAUUUGCCUACUUUUGUGUUACAUGUGCAAUAAUCCGCGGUUGAGAACCACCAGCAUUUUAGUGUAUUUUUUCUACGAGACUGCUUUUUAUGAUAAUUGUUGAAUUUGACCCGAGGCGGUUCUUAGUUACGCUUACAAUUUGCCGCGUUCGGCAGUUGACAAGAACAGUCGUAUUUGAACGAGUAUUUGUCUAUCAUAGAUGUGCAUACAAAAAUGAAAAGUAGCAAAAUUUGCAACAACAUUGUAGCAUUGAUUUGUUUAGUACUCGUUCUGUCGCGCUCAGAGAGUAUGUUAGCUGGAAAGUCAGAUCAUGUUGAAAAUUCGAAAGCACCAUUCAGGUGUUUGAGAAAAUGUUUAUGCUCGGGGGAUAUGGAAACAAUACUUUGUGAGUAUUCCCCACCUGAUAUUAUCAAGCAUUUUCAAGCAAAAUUGGGAGCUGCAAAAAGGUUAUCAAUCCGGAACUCCAAAAUCGAUCAGCUUUACAAUGACACUUUCAACAAUAUGCUGCUGAUGGCUGAGCUCACGAUAACCAGAUCUUAUAUGUAUGGCAUUGCCGAAAAGAGCUUGCAACAAUUCCCACGUCUUACCCACCUCGAUCUGUCUUUCAACAAGAUCGAAAUUGUGGGUAAACCCGUAUCAUUUAUGGAUAAGCAUUUCAAUUGGGCAGUCGCUCAUCUUCCAAACUUCAUGACGUCAAAAUUACUACGGUAUGUCGAUUUGUCCGGAAACAGUAUUCGGCAUAUUUCACAGGAACAGCUGUAUGGAAUGAAAUAUGUACAACACUUAAAUUUAUCAAGUAACAACAUUCUUCGUAUUGACUCAGGAUAUACUCUCUUAAUGGGACUAAAAGAACUUGAUUUGAGUUAUAAUCGGAUCACGGAGGUCGACGUUAAGUUUGGAGCAUCCCAACUGUUACUAGAAGAAUUAUACUUGUCGCACAAUUAUAUACGUAAAAUACCAACGUUGGAAUAUUUCAGCUGUGCACAUCUGGAACGUAUGGAUGUUUCGUUUAACGACUUGCAUGAAAUUAUGUCAGUGGGAAUAUCACACUGCUCAAAUAUCAAGUAUCUUAAUUUGGAAAAUAACAAAAUAUCGUUGAUUAAAGAUUCCGAUUUUCAAUUCCUUACUGAACUCGAAAUACUGAAUGUUGCACGGAAUCAAAUAAAAUCUAUUCAAAACGGCAGUUUCGAUUUUAACUCAAAACUUCAAGAAUUAUAUAUCAGUGACAAUUCAAUCACGCAUAUUGAUGAUUUCACAUUUUUCGGAUUAAAAUCAGCAACAAUUAUGGACUUAUCAAAAAAUCGUAUCACUUUUGUCGCUGAAAAUACUUUCAACAGAAACGUGUGGCUUUGUUAUUUAUAUCUCCAUGGUAAUAAAGUACAUCACAUUGCCCCGAAAACAUUCAAAAAUUUGCCCCUUUUGCGAAUAGUGAACUUGAGCGAUAAUUUACUUACUACGCCGUACUCAUCGUGGUUUUUAUCUCCCAGUGGAGAGUUCUACUUUAAUGUAACAGCACUCAAAGUGGAAGAAAGAAUUCGCACGACAACUGCAACUUUCCUAACGUCUGGCAAUAAUUGGAUGUGUGAUUGCAGUACAAAAGAUUUCCACAGGUGGGCGUUAGGACAAACCAAUUCGAGUGGACAGGCUACUGCUUCGCCGAGAAUAGUCUGUUAUUCUCCCAGUUUCCACAGCGGAAAGAAUUUACUAAAACUUGAAGCGGCCAAACUUAGCUGCGAUACCAUGUUUCAUGCCAAAUAUUUUAUACUUUAUCACAAAAGAUAUUUUUUAAUGUCUACUUUAAUUAUUUUGACAUUGGUUGCGUAUUUACGAAAAGCCGCGUUGGCAAAAAGAAGGUUUCAUAAUUUAUAGCGUAUAAAUUCUUGAGUUGUUAUGUACAAUUGCAUGUCAAUCGAGUGACUCUUAUGUUAUUAAGCAUUGAGUAUAUAUUCUAAUUUCGAAAUUUUACUUUUUCAAUAACGUGAUAUUAUUUGUAUUGUAUUUUUUACCUUGUUCAAUUCAGCAGUGCAAUAUUCUUGUUUUAUUAUAAUUUAUUCAUUUCGUAUUUAAAUUAAUAUUAAAGUAUAUAUAGUUAAUAUCAAUGAAGGUAAAAUGCUUAUCCAAACUCUUACUAAAACGCGGGAAAAGCAACAGACUUGUGUGUGAAUAAUUCCAUUAUAUAUAAAAGCAAUCCAUGUACUUUUAUUUAUUGAAUUAAUUUAUUUCAAACAAAACAACAAAACAAAAAUGUAGAAAUAGUAUUAUACAUGUUAUUGUUAACAAUAAUAACUGAAAGUAGUCUUAACAUUGUGUUGUAAUAAUCAUAUAAAGCGACAAGCAUCUAUGCAGUAUAAUUAUAUCUUCCAUCUGCAUUCGGUUGGAUAAUUUUCUGGUA